CUUUACCAGUCACUUGGCUCUCUCUAGCUAUACCCACCAGUCAUGAAACUCAUUGUUCUCGCCGUUUUGGCCACCGUGGCCGCCGCCGCCCCCCAGUACGCCGCCCCUCAGGCUCCUACCCGCUACGGUGAUGACUCUGACGAGGUGGUGCCCAUCCUGAAGGACGACCGUGUCCAAGAGGAGGACGGCAGGUACAGCCUGGGCGUGGAGACUGGCAACGGCAUCGUAUUGUCGCAGGUUGGCUCUCCCAGUGGUCCCGAUGGCUCUGUGGUCAAGUCUGGACAAUAUUCCUACACUGCUCCUGACGGCACUCCCGUCGUUGUGAAGUUCGUCGCCGACGAGAACGGCUACCAGCCCCAGUCUGACCUGCUGCCAGUGGCUCCUGAGUUCCCCCACCCAAUCCCCCAGUUCGUGCUGGACCAGAUCGCCUUCGCCGCUGAAGAAGACGCUGCCGCCGCCCGCGGCAAGUCCUCUGGUCCCUCCGCCAGCUACGGUGUUCCACAGUAAACUAUCUCGACCAGCAACACCACCCUUUACACCAUGAAAACAUUACGUACCGAAGAAAUACUCGUGAGUUAGCACUGAAUGUGCUCACCCAGAAUUUAGGGGUUCAAAUAUUGUAUACAGUAUUUAUUGUUUUGCUUUUGUAUAUAUAUAAUAAAAUAUAAAUAAA
Molecule: messenger RNA, 673 nt
Organism: Procambarus clarkii (red swamp crayfish)
Lineage: Eukaryota; Metazoa; Arthropoda; Malacostraca; Decapoda; Cambaridae
Product: cuticle protein AMP1A-like
Cellular component (GO): chitin-based extracellular matrix
Molecular function (GO): structural constituent of chitin-based larval cuticle
Source: RefSeq, a predicted model, not a curated record